Messenger RNA from Dibothriocephalus latus, 609 nucleotides. The record is from the annotation of a GenBank genome assembly. Lineage: Eukaryota; Metazoa; Platyhelminthes; Cestoda; Diphyllobothriidea; Diphyllobothriidae.
AUGAAACGGCUGAAGGAGGAGGAGGAACACGGACCCAAGGAGAUUUGGGAGACCUCCACCGGUUCAGCCCAAGGCAGUGAAGACGAAAAAGAAGACACCAAAAUGCAAAACGACCAGUCAUCAGUUAACCAGCCAACAAAGUCACCACAAGAGAAAAAACAACACGGAAACAAGAAAGCCGGCAAAUCGAGGAAGGAGGAAGAAGAGGAGGAGGACGAUAUAUUGCCUGGCGAUGUAGACGCAGACGAGAAAAAGGCCUGGCGGCGGACCUCGGUUAGUCAGCGUCGUCGCCUGCGACGCUACCAACUGAACCGCCUAAAGUACUUCUACGCAAUUGCCGAGUUUGACUCGGCGGAGACGGCGGCCGCGGUCUACGAGGCCUGUGACGGUGUUGAGUACGGCAGCACAGGCAUUCGGUUCGAUCUGCGUUUCGUUGACGACAGUGAAACAUUUUCGACCCCCGCGGUGCAUUCGACACGAAUCACUCUGACCUGGGACAAAACGCCCGCAGCUCGCACCGAGUGGCUUCGGGAGCAAUUCGAGACAUCAGCUGACCCCAAGACAACCCUUACUCAGCGCAAGGAUGAGGUAAAGCUUAUAUACCAUUGA